CCUAGAGCACUGAUAUAAACAGAAAGUAAACAACAACUUACCUGACUUAGUGAGAGUUUACACAGUGCUCCCUGGCAGCGUCACACACACACACGCGCACACGUCGUGUUGUGGUUUUUGAAGAGAGGUCACCAUCAGUCAACCUGCAGCCAACCUAGACGAUGAAACUGCAGAAACCCCCCAAAACAGCAGCGUCAGCGGAAACAGCACGGAAAUAGAUGAUGUGACAAUGAAAGCAGCUGAUGUUGUUGUUCAGUGUGCGUUCGAGGGAGGAGGUGGGCUGUGAAAGUGAGUUCAAGUACAACAGGGAUUGCAGGCCAUGAAUCAAUAAAGGUCCCAAGGCAAACAGCCGAUACGCCUCAUUGAUCAGGACAAAAAAAAUAAAAAAAGGACAAUGUCAGGGGCAGGAAAGCAAAAGCAUCUGCUGCAUUUUAACCUGAGACACCAGACACAUCAGCUGACUGCUCCAACACUUCUCUACUGAGGAAACCUGCACCAUUAGCAGCCCAGUCACUAGAGGGGGCACAUGGCAAGAGCUGCAGAAUGAAUAGGAGGCUUUAUUCUCCAAUAAAGGGCGGUAUUAUGAGUCAGUGUCAGUUGGAAGAGUGUGUUAGCUGAGCCAGUCUAUCUAUCCAUCUAUUUGUCUGUCUGUCUGCCUACCUAUCUAUCUAUCUAUACAUCUAUACAUCUAAAAGAAAAACAAGAUAUAAUGGACUCUAACAGUGAGGACGGAGACUAUCAAAGUCAUGAACAUGCCUCCCAUCAUGAUGCAGCUCAGUACAGAGUGACCUACCCUCAUUGGAGAAACAUCACAGAUGUGGAUUAUGAUAAGAAUGAGGAAUUCAACAAAAAGAGGUAUUCAGCGAGUCGCUCUGGUAACAACCCAGGCAGAGUGAAGCGGGUGGUGUCGUGCAAGAGGAAGACCCAUCACCUGACGGUGGCUCGGAGGAAGCAGCUCGGGCCUGGGAGGACAUUGGAUGCUGCAAACAAAGAGAAUGAGAUGAGCUCUCUACAGGACGUGCAACAGGAAAUAUUUGACAUGGACCCGCUGGAGUUCCCACUGAAUGUCAAUCAUAACCACAGGACUGGUAGAACUGGUUAUGAGCAGGCAGACUGCUAUGCGCUUUCUGAGCUCUCAAAGGAUCACAGUGCGAUGACUGACGUGCUCUUUGGAAGAAAUCUGAGACUGAAAGUAGCUUUCACAUUGUGGCAGAGAAAUGUUGGAGAGCUAUUGACAUACUUCCUGAGAAUCCAAGACACUGGAGUGUUUGUCGAUUUUCUCCCACUGAUAAGCAGAAGCAUUGACGAGGACUCUCUGAGGAUUACCAUUGGCUGUUGUGUUGACCUAUUUCCUUUAGUUAAGGAAGUCCUCACCAAGCCGUAUGAAGAGUAUCUUAUAGUUGGUUUGAACUGGAUACAUUCAGUUUUGAAAAAAUGGUGGCAGCAACUAAGAGCAAGCGGCUACAGUGGAUCAUCUGAAGCUGUGUUAGAGAAGAAUUUUCAGGUCUUUAAUCAGCGGUUAGUGGAGUUAUGGCUUGAGGAACCUUCAUUGAAAUUUGUUCCAGGAGCUGCAGGAAAAAAGGCAAAGGUCAUUGAUUCUUACCUGUCUCAACUUACCUGACAGCAAUAAAGAGCCAUAUAACAGAGGUUUCUCUGGUAACAGUGACCUGAAAUAUUCAAAAAGAUAAGAGUUGCCCCUGGAUUGUGCCCUUGGAUUGUACUGUACCGUGUCUGUAGAGGUUGGUGUAUUUAUUAGUUUACAAAGGAACUUGAACAGUUUAAAUACUGAGGCUGUGCAAUAUACAUUUUUUGUGUGAAACGAUCAUAUUCUGAAGUUCUGUCACAGAAAUGUGGUUGUUCGAUGACUGUAAGAAUCAAAAUUUGUGUCAUUGAUAUGUUGUUUGAGUUUACCUAAUUUGAUUUCCCUGAUGAUACAAUUUGUGGAUGUUAUUAUGAUUUUGUUUGUUGGAAGAAAAUGUACAAAUAUGUUUCUGUUAAUAAAUAAAAACAAUGCACAACC
Messenger RNA from Hippoglossus stenolepis (Pacific halibut), 2020 nucleotides. RefSeq names its product KATNB1-like protein 1. Gene Ontology annotation, cellular component: nucleolus. The record is from RefSeq and is a predicted model, not a curated record. Gene Ontology annotation, molecular function: microtubule binding. The transcript is spliced from 10 exons. The coding region runs from base 710 to 1621 and encodes 303 amino acids. NCBI's taxonomy places the organism in Eukaryota, Metazoa, Chordata, Actinopteri, Pleuronectiformes, Pleuronectidae.